Hevea brasiliensis (rubber tree) is the source of this 1366-nucleotide messenger RNA. RefSeq names its product major pollen allergen Ole e 10. The transcript has 4 exons. Lineage: Eukaryota; Viridiplantae; Streptophyta; Magnoliopsida; Malpighiales; Euphorbiaceae. Bases 367 to 1122 code for a protein of 251 amino acids. The record is from RefSeq and is a predicted model, not a curated record.
AAACACCACUUACCAGCCCAUACACCAAACCUAAAUUCCAAAACAAUUCUCUCUUUUACUUCUUUUUCAACCUUCUUCUCACCUUUUUCCCUCCUUUUUUGUUCAUUCUAUUGCUUGCCCUCCCCUCUACUCUCCAUGUCUCCUUUCUCAAGUCCUAAUCUCUGCUCUCUCCCCGAUCUCAAGAUUGCCCAAUCAUAUAUAUACACUUUAUAUAUAUGCAUCCUCUAUACAAGACAAAGAAUACAAAAUCUAUCCCCUCCACAACAAGAUCUUUGAUGCUUUUGUAAAUUAAGUUUUCUUGGGUCGAAUAAAAGAAAGAAAGAAAGAAAGAAGAAGAAGAAGAGGGUUGGAGGCUUAUAUGUGCACAUGGGUGGCAGUGAAAGAGUUAUCUAUUAUUUGGUAUUCUUCCUAUUUGGUCUGUACUCUUCAGGUCCAAGAAUUACAGCAGUUGGGCAUUCAAGCAAGCUAGAAGAUGGAGCAAAACGACAUCAUCUCACUUAUAUUUCCAAAAGCCAAAAGGAUAUUACUACUCCGAUGACUACUGUUCCGACGAUCAUUCCGACCUCUCCUACUUCAUCAACUCCCAUCGUAAACCCGAAUUCAGACCCCGAUUCUACAUCGCCGGCUACCAUGACGCCGGUGAUAACUCCAACCACAACAUCAUCACCAGUAUCUUUUGGAGCUAGCUGGUGUGUAGCCAGCCCAAGUGCAUCACCAACGGCGUUACAAGUAGCACUGGACUACGCUUGUGGUUAUGGUGGUGCAGAUUGUUCGGCGAUUCAGGCUGGUGGAAGUUGUUACAAUCCCAAUACUCUUCAUGAUCAUGCUUCUUAUGCUUUCAACAAUUAUUAUCAGAAGAAUCCAAUUCCAAGCAGCUGCAUUUUUGGAGGAACUGCUGUUACUACCAGCACUGAUCCAAGCAGUGGGACAUGUCAGUAUCCAUCCACAAGCACAAGCUCGUCAGUGUUGAACACCACAAAUUCAAAUGGAGCAACUGUUUAUGGAGCGGUACCUUCAAGCCCUUCUACCCCAGCUGCUGCUGCAACUGCCAAAAUUAAUAACCAAAUUAAUGUCUGGUUAAUUACAUUACUCAUUAUUGUGCUAGCUGCUGGCCGAACGUAAUCUUUCUUCUAAUUAGUGUUAAUUUUCUUAAUUGCUUGCUUGGUAGUCUAUGUUUUUAAGCAGACUCAGAAGCAUAUAGGCUAGAGAGAGGUUACUUUUAUUCUAUUUCAUGUGUAAAUUUGUUUUGCAAAGAGACAUGUAGGCAAAGAAAUUGUGCAGCUUCCUUCUCAUUAAUGGAAGAUUGCCUGUCCUUUUGUUAAGACUCAAAAUAUUGUUAAUGUAAUUAAAAUUUUCUUGCACGUCA